AUGGCAGACCGCCUCCGUAUAAUCGCGCAGCGACUAAAGGACAAAAUAAACUUAGCGCAAUUGAAUGUAACGAAUCGCGAAAAGGUCGAUCAACUUAUUACCAAAUACGUACCGGCUACGAAAGUUUCGGAAGUAGCGGAGAGAUUUAAAUACGAUAAUUUAACUAAAAAAGUACAAGAUUUAGUCACCAAAUAUGAAAAAUUCACGGGAGUCGAAGAAAUUAUGGCGAUACAAAACACGGUGAUCGACGCGCAGGACAAAUUCAUUGGUGCCCAAGAUCGUCGCCGUGACGUUGGUCGUCAGUUAGCCAACAUAGAAUCUAGACUGAAAGAAUUACAUGCUGAAAUGCAAAAUACUAUGAAGGGUGAUGAAAAAUACUUGCAGCUCUGCACAGAAGAGCACAAGCUUAUAAUACAAGAACGUGCCCUGCGGACCCUAUUCGCCGAUGCCGAGAAGGAAGAACGCGAGCUGUUCGCGACGAUGUCGGCCGCCGUGAAGCUGGGCCACGAGAGGGAGAGGGCGCACGCGGAACGCAACAAGUAUUGGUACAUCGUUGCCUCGAUUUUUGGCACGGUGCUCGGUAUAGCCGGUUCGACGAUAAACAAUCACCUGAAGAUGGCCGAGUUCAGGGACAUGAUGGAGCAGCAGAUGGCCCGGAGCGCGAGCGUCCUGUACACCAUCGCGGGGGGCGGGACCGCCAGCCGGGCCGACAUCACGGAGGCGAUGAAGACCGAGUUCGCUUACCAGGAACAAUUAGCCCAAAAUUUGAAGUUGAUGCAGGAGAAUAUAAAUCAUCUUGUCAGCAAGCAAACUUCCCUUAUCGAACACAUGCACAAUCAGGAGCAUUUAGUAGAAACUCAAAUGAAGGAUCUCAAACGAUUGAUAGUCACCGCCUCGCAGUCGAGCGCCAAGUCGGACGCGGAAAUAGCGAAGGCCCUCUCAGUCGUGCACCAAGAUCUCGACGAGGCUGACAAGGACCGCGACCUGGAACCGGCCAAGGUGUCGCUGGAGCCAAAUCAAAUCCUAACCGGCAUCGGCAUAAUAGUGUGCUUCGCGAUAAUAUUCGGCAACAUUCUGGGCAGAGUCAGUUGAGAUGUCAAUAUUCAGCCCGGACUCGGGAAGUUUGAUUUUGGAAUCCGGUCACAUUUUUUAUUUAUUUAUUUCGAUAAACGGUUUUGCCUUUUUAAGUCUUUUAUACUUUAGUUGUAAAACAUAUUAGCAUAAUAUCGAGGCAUUAUAGAGUUGUUUAAUCAGGAUUUUAGGUAAAUUUGUAUUUUUCUUUCUGCUAUGACGUGUCAUGUUUAAAUAAGAUUUAAAAAAUGUUGCCAGCCAUAGAUUUUUUAUUGCAUUGUUGGGGGAACCGACCUGUUAUUAAAUGAUUAGCGCAGCCUGUAGACCUCUUGCAUACUGCCACCCACCUUGUAACAUGAGGUCUAAGUGUCAAUUGUAUACUAUAACAGCUGCUCCACCCUUCAAUUCCGAACGUAACACUGCUUUGUGGCAGAAAUAGGCAGGGUGGUGGUACCGAGCCGUGAGGGUACACUGCCUUCCACCAAUGGUCCUGGCUUUGCUCCUAGCGCGACUGGCUGUAAAUCAAAUCAGAUUGACUAAAUUGCGAAAAAAAGUAAAAUUAAUAUAUUUUAUUUUAAUAACGAACUUCAUUUGUAAUCAUAAUCGGUUUCUUCUUUUGAUCUGCGUAACUGUCGAAUUUGUUUGUAGUGACGUUUAAUUUAGUGUUGCCAUCUUCGAAGUCGUUUUCCGUAAUUUACGGUAAAAAAGGGUAAGGAUUCCUUGGAUACAAAAUAGAAGGUGGAAUUAAGGAGCACAGUCUCUGUGUAUAAAAACUUUUCCGUCGAACGGUAACCAAUUAAGAUGGCGCCACCGUACCAAGAGGUGUCAUUUAAAAAAUAACGUCAAAUGUUAAAAUCAUUAAAUCGUUCAACUCUGCACACAUCGCUCCGCGUACAACUGUUACAUUUUAUUUUUAUUUUUUAUUGCCCUUGUAGGCAGACGAGCAAACGGCCCACCUGAUUGAUGGUGAGUGGUUACCGUCGCCCAUAGACUUCAGCAAUGCCAGGGGCAGAGCCAAGCCACUGCCUACCGUUGAAUUACCGUUUAUAUAUACACACCACUUGCUACGCUCGCAGUCCACUGGUGAUCUUCCGAAUGGUAAUUCGCUACCCACAGGUGGACACUAUUAAAUUUGCCCGACUUUUUGGCGGGAACGCGAGGAGUGAAGUUGUGUGAUU
Molecule: messenger RNA, 2249 nt
Organism: Bombyx mandarina (wild silkworm)
Lineage: Eukaryota; Metazoa; Arthropoda; Insecta; Lepidoptera; Bombycidae
Source: RefSeq, a predicted model, not a curated record